Molecule: messenger RNA, 486 nt
Organism: Trypanosoma theileri
Lineage: Eukaryota; Euglenozoa; Kinetoplastea; Trypanosomatida; Trypanosomatidae
Product: putative surface protease GP63, putative,metallopeptidase
Exons: 1
Biological process (GO): proteolysis; cell adhesion
Cellular component (GO): membrane
Molecular function (GO): metalloendopeptidase activity
Source: RefSeq, a predicted model, not a curated record
UUUGCACUUGGGCACUGCACUCGUAGUCUCUCCUCGCAGCCUAUUUCUGUUAUCUCUGCAGAACACCGUGGAGAGAAGAGGGAGUGUGCUGUUGUGAAAGCCACUGCGGCAACUGUGUGUGAGAACGGCAGUGAGGCCCACAUGCCUGGAAGUCGUAUCGGUAAUACAUCACGCUGUCUGAAAGGAGAUGCACUGCGGCUGCGUGAUGUGUCUACUAUUGAUAUUCACUCAAUCAUUGGAGAUAUUUGUGCAAAUGUGAAGUGUGAGGGUGGUAAAGUGAGUGUACAGUAUAAAGGGGAUGAUGAUUGGUAUGAAUGUAAAGAGGGCAGUAGUAUUUCACCGUCUGUUACUUCAGCCUUUAGUAGUGGCCGCAUUGUGUGUCCUCCAUACAGUGAGGUCUGCAUGGAUUUACCAAUACAACCACCACCAACAGAAGCAGUAGUAAUGGAGGAGGAGGUAUACAACUUUACUUCAUCCAUCAAUUAA